AUGGAGCAAGGCUAUGGAACAACCACAAAUGACAACCCGGAUGGAAAGUACAGUAUUCAUUUCUCAAACCAAUCCGUCCGAGCGGCGUUUGUCCGAAAAGUCUUCAUGCUUGUAACAAUCAUGUUUGGAAUCACAGCAGCCUUCUGCGUAAUCCCUAUGGCAUCAAAACCGUUUCGGGAAUGGGUAAACAAUAAUUUCUGGGUUUAUUUAAUUGCAAUCAUUGUCUUCCUGGUAGUCUCCAUCGCUUUGUCGUGUUGUGGUAAUCUGAGAAGGACAUUUCCAACUAAUAUUAUUCUACUCACUAUUUUUACUCUGUCAGCUGCCACUAUGACAAUGUUCAUCACAGCUUGCUACACAGUUUUUUCCGUUCUGAUCUGUCUAUGCAUCACAACGGUUUGCAGUGGAUCCGUCGUCAUUUUCGCAAUGAAAACGAAAAGUGACUUAACCAGUAAAAUCGGAAUCAUGUUCAUGCUUUCGAUGGUCCUCUUCUCUUUUGGAAUGUUUGCUUUAAUCUUCACUUUGGCCUUCAAAUGGUACUUUUUAUAUUCUGUUUACUCUGGUCUUGCCGCUCUUCUGAUGAUGUUCUAUUUGGCAAUUGACGUGCAGCUUCUCAUGGGCGGUCGCAAAUAUGAACAGAGGGUGAAAAUGAAGCAAUUAGGCAUUCAAGGGACAGAGGAAGAGAGAGAGAAGAAGACGAAAUCGAACUACCAGUGUGUAAAAAAGUAA
Caenorhabditis briggsae is the source of this 726-nucleotide messenger RNA. It is a transcript of the gene Cbr-tag-120, whose product is annotated as Protein CBR-TAG-120. Gene Ontology annotation, cellular component: membrane; Golgi apparatus; endoplasmic reticulum. The coding region runs from base 1 to 726 and encodes 241 amino acids. The transcript has 7 exons. Gene Ontology annotation, biological process: negative regulation of apoptotic signaling pathway. Lineage: Eukaryota; Metazoa; Nematoda; Chromadorea; Rhabditida; Rhabditidae. The record is from RefSeq and is a predicted model, not a curated record.